AUGGCGAUGAGUGCCGUCAAACACCCUACUACGCAUGCACAGGUCAUCUUGUCUACAGAGCUUAUGAAAUGGCACUUGCUGCGAGCUUCAUCCAGGGAGUUUAUGUUAAGACGAUGGGCUGCCUGGUUUGCCCCAAACAGCAUCACUGUGGGGGCCAGAUUUCAUGAUGUGAAGUCAAACACCACCGUCUCGGCGUUUUGGGUGCACGACUUUGAGAAACGAAGACUGUACUUGGGGUGUAUGGACGUGCGGCGUCGCGAUAGAAUGGAGGGUGGGAUCAGGAUGGUGCUCUCCAUGGCUGUACAAGAAGCCUGUGGAUAUGGCCUCAAAGAAGUCAUCUUGUGGGAACCAACGGCUCAAAUCAUGGAACAGGCAGAAAGACUUGCCGAUGAAAUUGGCCAUGGCGUGACAGCAACAUGCGAGAAUCGAUCUGAGAUGAUACCCUGCUUCCGAUGGCACGGAGGAGAGUCGAAAGAGGUGAUAUGGACAGAGAGCGGGUACUUUUGCCAUGCCUGA
Trichoderma asperellum CBS 433.97 is the source of this 516-nucleotide messenger RNA. NCBI's taxonomy places the organism in Eukaryota, Fungi, Ascomycota, Sordariomycetes, Hypocreales, Hypocreaceae. The record is from RefSeq and is a predicted model, not a curated record.